Leopardus geoffroyi (Geoffroy's cat) is the source of this 3963-nucleotide messenger RNA. RefSeq names its product actin binding LIM protein family member 2 (gene ABLIM2). Gene Ontology annotation, molecular function: actin filament binding. The record is from RefSeq and is a predicted model, not a curated record. Gene Ontology annotation, biological process: lamellipodium assembly; cytoskeleton organization. Gene Ontology annotation, cellular component: actin cytoskeleton. The transcript has 23 exons. The coding region runs from base 186 to 2276 and encodes 696 amino acids. Lineage: Eukaryota; Metazoa; Chordata; Mammalia; Carnivora; Felidae.
ACGGGGCGGGGCCGGCGCGCCGGGGGGCUGCGGCGGCGCUGCGGGCGGGCGCGGACCUUGCCCGGGGCUGGCGGACCCGGGAACCCGCGGGCUGGCGGGCUGGCGAUCGCGCGGGCGCGGCCCCUGCGGGCAGGAGCCUCGGGCCGCCGCAACGCCGGACCGCCCGCCUCCCUGCUGCCGCCGAGAUGAGUGCAGUGUCGGAGCCCCAGGCUGCUCACAGCCCCCUGGAGAAGUCGCCCAGCACGGCCAUCCUGUGCAACACGUGUGGAAAUGUGUGCAAGGGGGAGGUGCUGAGGGUCCAGAACAAGUAUUUCCACAUCAAGUGCUUUGUCUGUAAAGCCUGUGGCUGUGACCUGGCCGAGGGCGGCUUCUUCGUGCGCCAGGGCGAGUACAUCUGCACGCGGGACUACCAGAGGCUCUACGGGACCCGCUGCUUCAGCUGCGACCGGUUCAUCGAGGGCGAGGUGGUGUCCGCUCUGGGCAAGACCUAUCACCCCGACUGCUUCGUGUGCGCCGUGUGCCGGUUGCCCUUCCCGCCUGGGGACCGAGUGACCUUCAACGGGAAGGAAUGCGUGUGUCAGAAGUGCUCCCUGCCCAAGACAGCGGGCGGCAGCGUGCACCUGUCCCAGGGCCUCUGGAGUUGCGGGGGCUGCGGCACGGAAAUUAAGAACGGCCAGUCCCUGGUGGCUUUGGACAAACACUGGCACUUGGGCUGUUUUAAAUGCGAGACGUGUGGGAAACAGCUGGACGCGGAAUACAUCAGCAAGGACGGGCUGCCCUACUGCGAGACCGACUACCACACCAAGUUCGGCAUCCGCUGCGACGGCUGUGAGAAGUACAUCACGGGGCACGUGCUGGAGGCAGGAGAGAAACACUAUCACCCCUUGUGUGCGCUAUGUGUCAGGUGUGGCCGGAUGUUUGCGGAAGGCGAGGAGAUGUAUCUUCAAGGUUCCUCCAUCUGGCACCCGGCGUGCCGACAAGCAGCCAGAACUGAAGACAAAAACAAGGAAACCAGGAGUUCCUCAGAGAGCAUCAUUUCUGUCCCUGCUUCCAGCACCUCGGGGUCUCCGAGCCGCGUGAUCUAUGCGAAGCUGGGCGAUGAGAUUCUCGACUACAGGGACCUGGCUGCCCUUCCCAAAAGCAAGGCCAUCUACAACAUCGACCGCCCCGACAUGAUCUCCUACUCGCCGUACAUCAGCCACUCGGUGGCGGACAGACAGAGCUGCAGCGAGUCCCCACAGGUACUCUCGCCAACACCGACAGAGGGGGAUCAGGACGACCGUUCGUACAAGCAGUGCCGGACCUCCAGCCCCAGCUCCACCGGCUCCGUCAGCCUCGGGCGCUACACCCCGACCUCGCGGUCGCCCCAGCACUACAGCCGUCCAGCUGGUACUGUGAGUGUUGGUACCAGUAGCUGCCUGUCCCUGUCCCAACACCCAAGCCCUACAUCCGUGUUCAGACAUCAUUACAUCCCCUACUUCCGAGGCAGUGAAAGUGGCCGGAGCACCCCCAGCCUCUCGGUGCUCUCAGACAGCAAGCCUCCCCCCUGCACCUACCAGCAGGCUCCUCGCCACUUCCACGUCCCAGACACUGGCGUAAAAGAUAACAUCUAUAGGAAACCCCCCAUCUACAAACAGCAUGGUCCUGUAGCCCAAUCCCCAAUUUCCAAGCUCUCGGGCCUGAUGUCAGUCUUGUCCUUGGUGGUGCACAAGGCAGGGUGCUCCAAAAGGCUAGAAGGUCCAAGCCCUCUGCGGGCUGCAGCCGCGAGGCGACCGGACGGAGAGGACGGCGGUUUCGAGCAGGAUAACAGGAAGCAGAAGACCAGCUGGCUGAUUCUCAAGGGGGACGCAGACACUAGGACUAAUUCUCCAGACCUAGACAGCCAGUCUUUGUCCCUCAGUAGCGGGACCGAUAGAGACCCUCUCCAAACAAUGCAAGGGGACAACUUUUACUCACGAUCCCCCUAUUCCAAAUCUGACCCUCUCCCAGGACACGGAAAGAAUGGCCUGGACCACCGGAACGCCAAUCUGGCCCCUUGUGGAGCAGACCCGGAUGCCAGCUGGGGCACGCGAGAAUACAAGGUCUACCCUUAUGACGCCCUCAUUGUCACAAACCGAAUUCGCGUGAAACUGCCCAGAGAUGUGGACCGCACGAGACUGGAGAGGCACCUGUCGCCCGAGGAGUUCCAGGAAGUGUUUGGGAUGAGUGUGCAAGAGUUCGACCGCCUGGCCCUCUGGAAGAGGAAUGACCUCAAGAAGAAAGCCCUGUUGUUUUGACGGCCUCCAGCGUGCCAGCGACAGAGCGUGGGACAGCUGGCGAGAACCACAGAACCCCCUCCUUCCGCACCUGGCUCUGGCUUCUCUGUGUCCCUGCGGGCGGGCGGCGGGCCCCUGGAGAGGGCGGGGCGGGAGGCUGGGGCGGGAGGAUGUUCCAGAGCGGGUGCGGCCUCUAGUUUCUGCCAGCUACGCUCCUGCCCCUAGUUCAGAGCCCAGACGCCUUGCUUCGCGCUGCACGUGUAACCCACAUCACGGAGGGGCUGCAAAGAUGCUCCCGGGGCUCGAGGAACAUUUACCUUGACCGUGCGGCGCCCCCCCACCCCCACCCCUGUGCAGUGCUCCACCCCCCGUGAUAGGCCCUGGGGGGCACGGAGGUGCCUGGGCCUUGGGAUUUGAGGAGGUCUGUCAACGACAGACGCUGGCACGACACAAUCACGGGUGGGUGGGCCUAUGGCUCCCAGCGCCUGCUCCCCGCCCCCCUCCCCCGCUUGCUCAGCCCUGGGGAGGCACAGCCUCGCGCACAGACAGGCCAGGCCUGGCCGGGGAGAGCGCUGAGGAGCACCCAGGGCCGCUCGAAGCGAAGCGUGGGGUGCAUGAUGUUUGCCGCCGUUUGUGACGAGUCUGUUUUUAGGGACAACCGUCCACCGGACAGGGUACCUUCUGCCGGGGCCCUCCGUGCACUGCAUUUUUCUUCCAAAUCAUCCCCUAGAUGCCUAAAUGAUAUCUUUAAAGUAACACAGAAGUUUUUAUUUUAUUAAAAAGCAUAGCCUACUUAAACAUAAGAUGACAUAGAUAGAGUUCCAUUUUACGGUCCCGCGGAAGGGGAGCGCCUCCGGCCUUACUCUCCAGUGUCCGGUCCUGUGUGCUUUCGCUUCCCCGUGUGCUCCUAGCGCACACGGCUCCUUGUCGGGUUUCUUUGCUUUUCUUCUUUUUCACCUGCCACACCAGCCCUCGGCCACGUAAUGCCGUUUCUAAGUAUGCGUGACGUGUCGCCAUCACUGUUUGCCUGGCUGUUAUUUUCCGCAUCCCGGAGAGAAAAGAUUCUCCUCUGAUGGCCAAAGCCCCGGAAUAAAGGAUUUCCACGCACCCAGCCUAACACCCAGUGUAGCUCUUGGGGUGCCCUUUUGUGACAUGGCCGGUGGUGCCCGCCUUAGCCCGGUGCGUGCGUGGUCCCGAGGCAGGCACCGGCCGCCGGGGAAGGAGGAGGGAGACACCCCCCCCCCUUUUCUGACCUGCCCGCUCGGCAGCAGAAGCCCGGCCGGGCCCCCCAGCUGAAAGGCGUCCGCGUCUGUAAUCGGGUGCGGGUCGGGGCGCGGUGCCUGUCGCAGGCGGCUUGUAGAGUGGGUUGAGAGGUUCGCGAAUCGGUAGGAAGGUGUCACCGAAGUCUGUCUUCCCUGUCUUCUGUGGAGCUGUGUCUUUCUGUGCGUCCUGAACGCCCGUCCGUGAGUCAGUGUUACUCAGAUUCUUCCGGCCCCCGCCACGCACCCCGUCGUGCACCGGCUCCUCACCGGCCCGGCUCGGCCGGGGGGGGGGGGGGGGAGUUUCUAGCACCUAAUGCACUUCCUUCCACUUAGCAGAGCCUGAGCAACUGGAAACCCCCAUUUUUCUCACUAGUGCAAUGUCAUGUCAGCUCCCAGGGGAGCCCGGAAAAAUAAAGGUCGGUGUAUCCUAACUUGUGAAGGUCAAA